GGAUUCAGAGUGGAUGGAGGACACAGGGUGUGGAGGACACUGAGUGGAGGUCAGUGGAGGGAUUGGCAGAGAGAGCGGUGGAGGACACUGAAUGGAGGUCAGUGGAGGGAUUGGCAGAGAGGGGUGGAGGACACUGAGUGGAGGCCCAGUGGAGGGAUUGGCAGAGAGGGGCGGGGGACCCUGAGUGGAGGCCAGUGGAGGGAUUGGCAGAGAGGGGUGGAGGACAACUGAGUGGAGGCCAGUGGAGGAUUGGCAGAGAGGGGCGGAGGACCCUGAGUGGAGGCCAGUGGA
Messenger RNA from Staurois parvus, 291 nucleotides. The record is from the annotation of a GenBank genome assembly. NCBI's taxonomy places the organism in Eukaryota, Metazoa, Chordata, Amphibia, Anura, Ranidae.